UCGCCGCACACAAUAUUUGUCUAUAAUAAUAGAUAUUAUUAUCAAAUACCAUAAUAUUAUAGUUUCGCCACUCCAGUUCGGUUUCGUUUUCGCGAUUUAUUUAUAAUUAUUGUUCGCGGGUUCCGUGACGUCGCUGCGUGUAUUAUACGCGAUUUACAACAACGGUUUUAUAAUAAUUUAUCCGGUGACUGCGAUAGUACAAUAUUACCGGGUUCAUUGAAUUCUCGUGUUUUCCAAGUUCGGGAGUACUUACGGCGCCGGUCGCGUUCAGGACAUGUGCUGUUGAUGACUCCGGUCGCGGAUAGCAUGAAAUCCAUAGCACUGUUGCGCACCACCACCACCAACAACAACAACAAGAGUUGUUACUACGGCGGUUACCCGACCGAUCUGAGCGGUUACGCCGCGGCCUCUAGGUGCCGAUCGCCCCGGAGUCCGGUGCCCGACGACACGGACGACAUAAGCGUCGGCAGGCCGUCGCCACCAGCGUCGGCCGAGUGUUAUGCCCGGCUGCACGAUGACGGCGGCGGUCAUGGGUCCGACACGUCGUCGUCCGGCGGCGGUUCCGAUUACUUCGAACCGCUGAAGAAGUUGGGCACGGUGCAGAUCGACAAGGUGAGCUAUGGCAUUAGCGAUCGCAAGAGCUAUGCACCCAAACGUCGGGCGCACAGGCAGCAGCAGCAGCAUCAUCAGUUGUUGUUGUCGCCGCCUCCACUACCGCUGCAGCUGGACGGCUGCCCGGCGUCCGGUCGYGUCGACAUGAUGACGAUGACGACGACCACGCAGCAAGUUGGCCGGACCAUUCCCGGUUCGUCGUCCGUUACCGAGGAAGCACAGCCCGCGGCCGGCGUCAAGUCAUUCAGCAUCGCCGACAUACUUAGCCACGAACCGUCGUCGGCGGGUGGCAAACAACCGUCGGCCACAGGUGCCGACGACGUGGCCAAGAUCGUCAGACCCUGGGCUGAGGAGUAUCAGCCGCCGUGCAGCUCGUUCGUGCAUCCACCGCCACCUCCUCCACCUCCCGCUCACCGACAGCCCGUGGUCGGUGCCYUGUUYCCGCACUCGCUGUUCAUACAGCACCUGCARCAGCAGCAACACCAUCACCAUCACCAGCAGCACCAGCACCAACAUCACCACCAGCACCGACCAAAAUCUGCCGACUACGAGACGUCCACGUGCACCAGCGGCCGGUCCAGCACGGACGGAAGCGAGUGUUGCACGAGCCCGGAAAUAGCGAGUUGCACCCAGUCAAACCCGUCGUCGUCGUCAGCGGCCGCCGCCAGGAAGCAGCAAUCGGCCGGCAAGAACAACGAUAACUCGUCACCGCUGGAUGCGCUGUUCCAGAUGACCAGCAAGACGUUCRAUCAACUGCACGGCGAUCCGUCCGGAGCCGAUACCAGUUCCAGUCAUCUGAACCUGUUCAACUCUCGGUCGCAGCCCAAAAAGAAGCGCAAGUCGCGCACCGCGUUCACCAACCACCAGAUAUUCGAGCUGGAGAAACGAUUCCUGUACCAGAAGUACCUCUCGCCGGCCGACAGGGACGAGAUCGCGUCCAGCCUGGGCCUGACGAACGCACAGGUCAUCACGUGGUUCCAGAACCGCCGGGCCAAGAUGAAACGCGACUACGAGGAACAGAAGAAGGACCGGGAGACGCUGGCCGCGCUCAGCGAGCACAAGAUAUUCUUGGAGACGGCCCAGAACAUGGGAAUACUCAAGAAGAAACCGCAACCGGCAUUGGCGGUGUCGGCCGCGUGCGGUUCGCCCACCGAUCACCUGUUGCAGCAACAGCAACAGCAACAGCCGGUCAAGUACGACGAAUGAACAUUUUCGUAGGUUAUUGCGCGAAUGUAUUAUAUAUAUAUAUAUAUAUAUCAUACAUUAAAGUUUAUUAUGAUAAUAUUAUAUUAUCUGUUAUUCGUGGUCGUCGGCAAAAUCAGCAGUCGUGUCUGUAGCAGCUGCACAUAAAAUGCAACACUGCACGAUGCAAUAUAAUGUUCAGUCUAUAAUAAUUUUAUAAUAAUAAUUAUAGGUGUUUCGUUAAAACAAAUAAUAACGUUCCUCGUAGGUUUUCUAAAUUUUCUGAAAAAAAAAAAAAGAUCUUAAUUAUGUAAGCACGAGGCGCAUCCCUAAGACAGUGUGGUUGUAUAGUUGUUAUCGAAGAGUCUUCCGACGACACCACGCGACCACGAUACCCAUCGCCCAUAAYCCGUGCUGUGUUAGACAAUGGUAUUGAGAUCUCAUUUUUUUUAAUUUUUCUUUUUCGUGGCAUCGUAGCAGUAAGCGUAACCCACACGAUGAUGAAAUCGGCGUGUGAAAACGUAGUGUUUACUGUUUAGUAUUUAUUUUCCGAUCGGUCGCCAUGGACGAGAAUCAAACGAUUUAAAAUAAUAAUAUUUCGGCCGCUGUGUUUAUUUAUAGUAUAAAAAAGUAGGUAUAUUGAUCCAGGUGGAGAUGAUGUGAUGGUGGUCCGAAACUGCCAACAAAACAUUCGAUUGGCUCGUGCGUCCUAGUCUUUCUCACUAUAUUUUAUAUACGGUUACUAUGUUAUUAUUAUCAUUAUCCAUACAAAAUAAAUCAUAAAAUAUAAAUAA
This is a messenger RNA of Diuraphis noxia (Russian wheat aphid), 2588 nucleotides long. RefSeq lists its product as uncharacterized. Gene Ontology annotation, molecular function: DNA-binding transcription factor activity, RNA polymerase II-specific; sequence-specific double-stranded DNA binding. The record is from RefSeq and is a predicted model, not a curated record. Gene Ontology annotation, biological process: regulation of transcription by RNA polymerase II. Gene Ontology annotation, cellular component: nucleus. Lineage: Eukaryota; Metazoa; Arthropoda; Insecta; Hemiptera; Aphididae.